AUGCCUUGGGGCAAAGACAUCAUCGAGAUACAAGCAGACCGCACAGAAGCGGUCCGCCGGGCCUUUGAGCGUGCCGAAAGACGGAACUACACUUUUAAGUUCAAAGAUCGUCGUGGCCUGGGUGGCCUGGGUGGUUCUGGUAACCUUGACGAGUUUCUGGUUGAGCUACGUCAGAACGACCCGAAAGUGGAACCAACUGUGAAAGAUAUGAUGGAUAUCGUUAUUCCUAUUGUCGAAAGGCAAUUCCGCAUAGAGGACGUGUACCUGGAACGAUUGUGCAUUAUGGGUGACGCGGGAGCCCUGACAUGGUUGGAAGAGUUGAACCCAAUGCAUCAGCUGGCAUGGUCGAGACUUAUCAAAGAGUUGGAAGGGAACGAAUGGCCGGGGCUGUUCGGAUACUUGAAACGACUGGUGGAAUACUUAUCCUUAGCUUCGGGGACAUCGCAUUGA
Aspergillus oryzae RIB40 is the source of this 450-nucleotide messenger RNA. RefSeq lists its product as uncharacterized. The record is from RefSeq and is a predicted model, not a curated record. NCBI's taxonomy places the organism in Eukaryota, Fungi, Ascomycota, Eurotiomycetes, Eurotiales, Aspergillaceae. The transcript has 2 exons. The coding region runs from base 1 to 450 and encodes 149 amino acids.